This is a messenger RNA of Myripristis murdjan (pinecone soldierfish), 2678 nucleotides long. RefSeq names its product prolylcarboxypeptidase (angiotensinase C) (gene prcp). Gene Ontology annotation, biological process: angiogenesis involved in wound healing; negative regulation of systemic arterial blood pressure; proteolysis. Gene Ontology annotation, molecular function: dipeptidyl-peptidase activity; serine-type exopeptidase activity. The coding region runs from base 315 to 1793 and encodes 492 amino acids. The transcript has 9 exons. Lineage: Eukaryota; Metazoa; Chordata; Actinopteri; Holocentriformes; Holocentridae. The record is from RefSeq and is a predicted model, not a curated record.
UGUCUGGGCUCUUUCGGGACCAGAUCGCUGUGCGGGACGACUACCGAACCUGAAUUAAAACUGAUAACUCCGUGCUACGACAAUGAGACCGACACAUCCAGGACGGCGUGCCCCCUCCGCCACGCUGCUAAAUCUGGCCCCAGCGGCUGUCUUGACACACCUCUCUUGAUUUGCUGACAAGCGAGUCUUACUUCCUCUCCGGGGAGCCAGACAGGUCUCCUCUUCCCACUGCGGGGAUCAUGCGACCUCAUUGUGUACGGAUCGAUCUGUGAGGCACUUUGACAGUAUCUCAGGCACAGGCAGCCGCAGCAGAGAUGAAGCUUUCGGGGAGAGCCGCGGCCACGCUUCUCCUGACGCCGUGGCUCACUUGUUUACACGUGAUCGCCCUCAAAUCACAACUUUUCACCAGACUUGGGGCUGUAGAUCACUCCAAGAGGAACCCCAUCAGCUAUGAAACACUCUACUUUAACCAGAAGAUUGAUCAUUUUGGAUUCUUAGAGGAUGGCGUCUUCAAACAGCGGUACCUUGUGAAUGACAAACACUGGCAUCAGAAAGGAGGCCCAAUUUUGUUCUACACCGGCAAUGAAGGCGACAUCACCUGGUUCUGCAACAACACUGGCUUCAUGUGGGAAAUUGCAGAGGAGUUGGGCGCCAUGCUGGUUUUUGCAGAACAUCGUUACUAUGGAGAGUCUCUGCCAUUUGGAAAAGAGUCUUACAGUGACAGCAAACAUCUGAACUACCUGACCUCAGAGCAGGCCCUGGCAGAUUUUGCGGUACUGAUUCAGGAGCUGAAGAACAGCAGGGCGGGGGCUCAGCUCAGCCCUGUCAUCGCUGUUGGAGGCUCUUAUGGAGGGAUGCUCUCCGCCUGGAUGAGAAUGAAAUACCCCAAUAUAGUUGUAGGCGCCCUGGCAGCCUCAGCACCAAUAUGGCAGUUUCCUGGGAUGGUGCCAUGUGGAGACUUCUACAAAAUAGUAACGCAGGACUUUGCCAGCAGCGGCUUUAACUGUGAUGUAAAUAUCAGAAGGUCAUGGAAGGCUAUUGAUAAUGUCUCUUCCACUGGUCGAGGUCUUCAGUGGCUGUCAGAUGAAUUUAGUUUGUGCACACCUCUCAAAAAGAGGAACGAUGCUGUCGGCUUCAAGGCGUGGCUCCAAGAGACCUGGGUGAACCUGGCCAUGGUGGACUACCCCUAUGAAGCCAGUUUUCUCCAACCGCUGCCUCGGUGGCCCAUCCAGGUGGUGUGCAAGUACCUUGGUUUCAAUGCCUCCGUGUCUGACUACCAGCUGUUGCACGGCAUCUCCCAAGCAGCCAAAGUUUACUACAACUACACCGGAAGUGCUUCCUGUCUCAACACUUCCCAGACGGCGACUGGCAGCCUGGGUUUCCUCGGCUGGUACUAUCAGGCUUGCACGGAGAUGGUGAUGCCCAUGUGCACGGACGGUGUCCAGGACAUGUUUGAACCUCAGGAGUGGAAUUUCCAAGCUUUCUCGGAUGAGUGUCACACACUGUUUGGUAUCAGGCCUCGGGCUGACUGGGCACGCACGGUGUAUGGGGGAAAGGACAUCGCCGCACACAGCAAUAUCAUCUUCAGUAACGGAGGACUCGACCCGUGGUCGGGCGGCGGCGUGACUCACAACAUAACAGAUUCUCUGGUCGCCAUCGUGAUUCCUGACGGAGCCCAUCACUUGGACCUGCGCUACAACAACGACUACGACCCCCCUUCAGUGCGGGCGGCGCGGGCUCUGGAGGUGAAGUACUUUAAGGAGUGGAUCCUUCAGGCUAAAAAGGCACCUUGAACUCACCGGCCUCUCAAAGCAAAGCAAAAGGUUUCGCCUCCUGGGAUGUGAGCGACGUCCCAGAUUUACCAGCCUCCAAUCAGCUGCUUCACAUGGUGCUUGAAACGGUGCUGUUUGUCAAAUGCCAAAGUUUAUCCUUCUUUUUAGCCAGUGUUGGAGAUUGUUGCUGUUUUUUAAAUGAAAUUAUGAAAUCUAAGCUUAAUUUUUAACUUGAUUUCACUUAGGGUAUCACAAAUCGAAUAGCUUUUUCGAAUAAUAUUUAUAUUAAAUUCUGGAAGAAGAGAAGAACAACACUGUGUUUUUUUUUUUCCUGAUUAGAUACACACUCCAGUGCUUUAUGCCAAACAAUAUAUUCCAGGGCUUGGAGCCAGAAAGGUGUAACUGUUUUUUGGGGCAAAAAUUACAUGUACAUAUCAAGUUAAUAGCUCUUUAAAGCUAAAGUAAUCUAAGGGUCUCUUUGUUUGUGUAUUUAUCGCUGAUGUUGUCAUUAUCAAAAGACAUUUGAUGAAAACUAGGCCCACUUUUUAAGCCCAUCUGCCUCCAAAUGCUCAUUUUUGUCCUUUUCAGUGCAAGGGAAUAAUGGAUGCCUUUUCCAUUAUUCGCAUCUUUAGAUUUAAUUUCAUGGUUAGGCAAUAAUUCUAAUAAUAAUUUGAAACUCUUUCUUUCAGUCGUGUUGCAGUUCUGUUUCUUGUUUUUGCCAGUUGUAAUUAUUCAACUGGAUUAGUUCUUCCAAAAAAAGUGUUGAUUGUAUUUCGACACAUGCAGCAAAGAACCUUUUAACAAGUCUCAGGAGAAAUGUUUGGCUGAGGUUUACCAAAAUGAAACAGAUUUCAGUUUGUAUUUGUCUGUAUCUGAUUAUUUUUCACUCCUCCGGCUGUAAUAAUA